AAAGAAAGAAAUUAGUCUACGCAAGAUGGCCGACCGGGUGACUUCGGCCUUUUGUUACUUCUCCUUUCUUUUAUAUUUGUUUCUUUUAAUACAUUGUAAUUUGGGUGAAAGAUUUGGUGAUAAAUCAAAAACUUUACAUAUUACUGAGGACACUGAACAAAUACGUCAUAAAAAAUCGUUUAUUAUUGAGAGAAAUAAUGUUAACGAUGACACAGACCGAACGUCAUUCAUCAGAACGCGUAGAGAUGCAUCUUCGACAAACGAAUCAAAAAUCGAAACCAAGGUGAAUGCGCUCAAUGACUCUCAUCAGCAGCUGAUGGUUCAUUGGGUCGGCGAAGGGUCCAGUAUUAUAAUAUGUCUUGCCCGAGAUAGUUUGUCACAAUCGAAUAAGAACAAUAAAAAUGUAACAGCAAGUCAUCCAAGUGCUGUUUACAUAAGUUACGAUUAUGGCAAUUCAUUUGAUAAUAAAACAGAAAAAUUUAAAAUAUCAGAUGAGAAAAAUUCAUCUUACGCCAGUGUGGAUAAAUUUUAUAAUCAUCCGACAUUUAAUGAAUUUUGCGUUUUUGCUGAUAGUACGAAUAAAUUAAUUUUUAUAACAAGAAAUUCUGGUUAUAAUAUUACGAGAGUUGAAGUUCCAUUUACACCGAGUGAAAUUUCUUUUGACGAUGAACAUUAUUAUUUUAUGGUAUUGGAUAAAGUUGAUCCGAAACGUAAGCUAUGGUUAACGAAAGAUUUGGGAAAAACUUGGAUUGUUGUUCAUGAAUUUGUGAAAGCAUUUUAUUGGACAGCCGAGCGGCCUAAAUCAUUAAUAAUUGAACGUGCGGAAGCAAUGGGUCGUAAUACAGUAAUAAAUUUAGGUACAGUUUCACAUUGGACUAGUAGAAAUUAUUCAAGAGUAAUCACUGGAGUUGAAGAUUUUCAAAUACGAGGAGAUUAUAUGUUUGCAACAAAGAAAUCGCGAACGGGAAAUGUAUGGGCACCAGGAAAAUAUUAUUUGAAUCUUUAUGUCUCGUUCAAAAAUCAGGAUUUUGUGAAAGCACAAUUCGACAGAGGUUUGCCGGCUCGUGAUUUUCACAUUGCUGAUGUUUCACAUAAUCGUAUUUUCGUUGCGGUUUCACACAGUGACACGCUAAUUAAUCUUUAUAUUUCCGAAGUUAUUGAUAAUCGUCAAGCUUCGUUUGUUUUAUCACUCGAAGGGAUUUUUACAUUUUUCCCAAAUAACACUUGGAAAGAAAGUUGGCUGAAUGAAGUUGCCGACGAAACUUUCACUGAUCUUUAUAAAGUUGAAGGUCUUCGUGGAAUUUACAUUGCCACUCAAAUAAAAGGUACACCAAAGUCAGUUAAUAUUGGACCAGAACAUUUGAUAUCGUUGAUAACAUUUGAUCAUGGUGCAACAUGGGGUCUUAUUAAUCCACCGCAAUACAAUUAUAAAGGCUAUUAUUUACAUUGUCCAAAGAAUUGUUCUCUACAUCUUGGUCAGAAAUUUUUUCAAUUAUAUCCAUUGACAAGAGCGGCUUCAAUAAUGAGUUCAAAAUCAGCACCUGGAAUAAUAAUGGCAACUGGUACAGUUGGCACAAGUAUGAAAGGACAUCCAGCUCUUUAUAUGUCGCGUGAUGCGGGUCUCACAUGGAAACAAGUGCUUGAAGAUUAUUAUUUUUUCAAUAUGGGCGAUCAUGGUGGUGUAUUAGUUGCGGUGAAAUAUUUUAAAUCACGUGGUGAGACACGUGAAAUUUUAUAUUCAACAAAUGAAGGUGAAAGUUGGCAAUCACAUGAAUUUACUGAUAAUUUAUUGAGAAUUUAUGGACUAAUGACGGAACCAGGUGAAAAUACAACGACAUUUACAAUGUUUGGCUCGGGAAUUGGACAACAUCAAUGGUUGAUUAUUAAAAUUAAUUUACGACAAGCAUUCCCCAAAGUUUGCGAUCAAAGUGAUUUUAAAUUUUGGAGUCCAGCAACACCGCGUGAAUCAUUGUCGACAUGUGUUUUAGGACGAAAGGAAAUUUAUCAGAGACGAGCUGCAAGUAUACAGUGUUACAUUGGUGUUAGUUACAAUAGGCCAGUUAAAAUUGAUACAUGUCCAUGUGAUGCAAAUGAUUAUCAAUGUGAUUAUGGAUUUGUGCGCGAGACAAAUCAAUCAUCACUUUCUUAUCGUUGUAUAAGAAAUAAAACAUCAGAAUAUGAUCCAUAUAAAAUACCAGAUGUUUGUCCGCCUGGAGAAUUUUAUAAUCGAACAAAGGGUUAUAUCAAGAUUCCAAAUGAUGAUUGCAUUGGUGGACGCGCCAGUUUGUAUGAGCCGGAUCAGAUACCAUGUCCAAUGGCAGAAUUGGGAGAAUUUUUACUUGUCGCACAACGAGAACAUAUUUCGAGAAUUGAUUUGGAAACAAAAAAAUUAGAAAAAUUACCAGUUCACGGUUUAAAGAAUGUUAUUGCGAUUGAAUUUGAUAUGCGUAAUAAUUGCCUCUAUUGGGCUGAUAUUGUAAAUGACACGAUUGGAAGGCAAUGUCUGUCGAAUGGCUCGAGUUACCCUGAAAUACUUGUUGAGACUGAUCUUAGUUCCAUUGAGGGAAUGGCUUUAGAUUGGGUUUCAAAUGUACUUUAUUUUGUUGACGGUGUUAAAAUGAGAAUUCAAAUAAUUCGAACCGAUAUCAAUACAAUGGGACGAAUGAGAAGAACAAUUUUGGGACCAAAUAAUUUACAAAAACCAAGAGGCAUCGCUGUACAUCCAUUGAGGGGAUAUAUAUUUUGGACCGAUUGGGCACCUGGUAAUGCAUCAGUUAAUCGAGCUAAUAUGGACGGUAGUAAUUACAAACUACUUUUCCGUGGUUCAGUUGAAUGGCCAAAUGGUAUCACUAUCGAUCAUAUGGCAGAACGUAUUUAUUGGGUUGACGCAAGAGAGGAUUAUAUUGGUUCAUCUGAUUUUGAUGGGAAGAAUUUUAAAAAAAUCAUCUCUCAAGAUGAACGUGUUUCACAUCCAUUUGCUGUGGCAGUAUUAAAGGACAAUAUGUAUUGGGACGAUUGGAAACAAUCAAUGAUAUUUACAGCCGACAAGGAUCAUGGACGUAAAAUAACAACAAUAAUUGGCCAACUAACUGGAUUAAUGGAUUUAAAAGUUUUUGCCCACAGUGUACAAACGGGUACAAAUAAAUGUGUCAAUAGUACAUGUUCACAUAUUUGUUUAGGUGCACCCGAUGCUCAAGGUUUUGUUUGUCUUUGUCCCGAUGGUAUGGUAAUGACAAAUGGAAAAUGCAUGUGUCCCAAUGGUAUAACGCCAUUUGAAAAUUCAACAUGUCCAAAAGUUGCCAAUACAUGCUCGGGCAAUCAAUUUGAAUGCAAUAAUGGUGCUUGUAUACCGGAAUUUUGGAAAUGUGAUGGCGACAAUGAUUGCGGUGAUAAUUCCGAUGAGACAAUGUGCAGUCGUUCAACGUGUAAUCCAAGUUCAUUUGAAUGCGAUAAUAAUAAAUGUAUUCCAAAUUAUUGGGUUUGUGAUUUAGAUAAAGAUUGUAUGGAUGGAAAAGAUGAGAUGAAUUGCACAUAUUCAAAUUGUACUGAUUCACAAUUUAAAUGCGAUAAUGGAAGAUGUAUUUCACAUCGUUGGCUUUGUGACAGUGAGGAUGAUUGUCGUGAUGGUUCUGAUGAGAGAAAUUGUACAAAACCAUUGCAACCAAGUACAUGUAAAUCAGAUGAGAUACAGUGCGCAAAGGAACAUAUGUGUAUACCAAGAACAUGGAAAUGUGAUGGUGAAAAAGAUUGCGAGGAUGGAACAGAUGAAGCCGAUUGUCAAAGUAUGAAAUGUGAAAAUUGGCAAUUUGAUUGUCAGGAUCAAAAUCAACAGCACAGAUGUAUUUAUCGUUCGUGGGUAUGCGAUGGCGAUAAGGAUUGUGCCAAUGGACUUGAUGAGCAAAAUUGUACGAUGACAACAUCGCCGACGCUAUUUCCACCGAGUUUGCCGACAAAUUCAUGUAACGAUUGGAUGUUUAGAUGUCAUAAUAAAAAAUGUGUACCAUAUUGGUGGAAAUGUGAUAGUGUUGAUGAUUGUGGUGAUAAUUCGGAUGAGCUUGGCUGUGGUAAUACGGAUGUGAUCACUGAACGUCCUAAUUAUACGAUAGAGCCACGUGUUUGUCAACCGCAUCAAUUUCAAUGUUACGAUGGCGCUUGCAUUGAACAGGCGUGGGUUUGUGAUGGUUCACCUGAUUGUGCAUCAAAUGAAGAUGAAUUAAAUUGUGAGGGUCAACAUAUGAGUUGUCGUGAUGAUCAAUUUAUGUGUCGUUCCGAUGGUAAUUGUAUAUCGGCAGAUAAUGUUUGUAAUGGAUUGGAGGAAUGUCCAGAUGGUAGCGAUGAGAAUGGUUGUCAUGGCGAUGAUAAUCCAUUGUUACCAACAAUGUCACCAUGUGUACAGGGUAGAUUUCUUUGCGAUGGAACACUUUGUUUACCGCUUGCAAAUAAAUGUGAUGGUAAACCCGAUUGUUUUGAUGGUUCUGAUGAAAUGAAUUGUGAACAAAAUACACGUGUUUAUCAAGUUUUGGUAAUGAAAAUUGAUGAGAGAGCAACCGAGGCAAAUAGUAUACAUCUUCAUUGGUGGAUAUCGGUGCCAAAUAAUACGGUACUUGAAUUUUUACCAUCAAUAUCGCCAGCUGAACCAAAUGCAAAAUGGAUUAAUGCAACAAGUUGGAUGCAGGGCUAUAAUCAUCAAUUCACUGGUUUAAGUCCUUAUACACGUUAUAAUAUAACUGUUUUUGUGAGAUUGAAGGGCUCAAAAAUUGUAUUUCCACCUGGUAGUUAUUUGAUUGCAAUGACAAAGGAGGGAGUUCCAUCGGAACCUUGGGGCGUUGUUGUGAGUCAGAAGAAUGGUACUCGUGUGGAAAUAUCAUGGCGACCACCAGCUAAUCCAAAUGGUGUUAUAAUUGGCUAUGAAGGUUUUAUAACACCGCCAAUACCGCCAAUGAAAUAUUCCCUACAAAAAACAGCGGUGUCAAUUGAAUUGGCAUUUGAGGCGGGUAAAAAUUAUUCAUUUUGGGUAAUAGCGAAAAAUAAAAAAUAUCAAUCGAAUACAUCAAAUGUUGUGACAUUGACAUUUGAUGGUGCAUCAAAUAUUGAUGAUAUUAAGGAUUUAACAGUGAUAACGGAAAAAACGACAAAUAAUUCAGUAACAUUGAAAUGGCAAAAGGUCCCUGAUAUUGAUGGUUAUACUAUUAUGCCAAAAUCACCGUCACACUAUCCAAAUUUAAAUUUCAGUAUUGUCGAUAGCAAUGUUGAUACUUAUACGGUGACUGGAUUAGCGCCUGGUGUUUCAUAUACAUUUGAAGUUACUGCCAAGAGAAAGGAUUAUUUUGGUAAACCUGCUUCAGUUUCGGGUGCUACAAGUGGCGUUGCUUUGCCUACAGUUUCUAAAGUACAGGGAGAAUUAAUUAAAGCACAAGGAACAACAGUUAAAUUGAGUUGGGAACCACCUAAAGAUUCACGAAAAAUCAAAUGGCAAUAUGCUGUUCAUUACGCUAUCACCAUGCAAGAUCUUUAUAAAGAAGCUAAGAUUAUAACGAGCCAUGUUGGUGCAACAGUUCGUGAUUUGGAAGCAUGUAGCAAAUACAUGUUUUCCGUUGGUAUUAGAGAUUCUGUUUUUGGCGCUGGACCAUUAAGUGAACCCUAUAAAAUUGAAACACAUUUCAGUCCAAAAGCUCGUCCCAAACAAUUGAGAGUUACUCCUUCUGAUAAAAUUGACACUAUCUUUGUAACUUGGAGGGCAAGUUGUGAAACAAUUGACACACCAAUUAAUUAUACUAUCUUUGUCACUGAAUUGGUGCUAAAGAAACAUUCAACAAUAACAUUGAGUCCAACAAAUGACACAUCCAUGAAACAUUUAUUGAAAAAUAUAAAAUUGGGCGGCAAAUAUGAAAUAUCAGUCUCAACAGAUGUUGAUGGUGCUAUUCCAACAGAGACAAUGAUUUACAUUGCUCCUCCCAUUAUACCUCCGCAUCAAGUGAUAGUUGAAAAGCAUCAAAAUGAAGAGAAAUAUAUUGUGAAAUGGGAACAAAGAAAUAUGUCUGAUAGUUGGAAGAAUACUAAAUAUCAUUUUGAUGUUCUAAUAUCCGAAGGCUCAAGUAUUGUCAAUGAAUCAAAUGCUAAAAUUUAUAAUAGUAAACAAUCGCCUUUUGAAUUUAUACCGGAAAAUAUUGAUGCAAUGCAUUCAAUUGCCGUACGUUUAGUUAGUGAAGAGGGCUAUCACAGCGAGUUGAGUGAAAUUGUCAGUAUCGUAAAUCCAAAUGCUGAUUUACGAGUUACAUCGAUGAAUACAUCAAACAUUCUAUCUCUUGCCAUUCCAUUAUGUUUGCUCAUCGUAGCCUUAGGAGCAGCUCUGGGUUAUUUUGUUGUUAGACACAGAAGACUGUCGAAUAGUUUUACACAAUUUGCGAACAGCCAUUAUGAUACGAGGAGAGGACAAGCCACUUUCCCCGGCACUACUGAUGGCCUAGAAGAAGAAGACAGUCCAGUGAUUAGAGGAUUUUCUGAUGAUGAACCAUUGGUAAUGGCUUAAAAAAAAAAAAUUGAUGCAUAUAUAUAAAUAUAUUUAUAUAUAUACGUAAUAUACUAAAGUUAUGCGGACUAUUAAUGAUAAUAAUUGUAAUUAGAAUUAAAAAUUUUAUUAUAAAGAACAGAGAAAGGUUUCACGUAAGUCACGCAAUCGACUGACCGUCGUCUCUUACGUUAAAUCUUUGUAUAAAGAAAGAAAAAAAAAAAAAAAAAAAACUAUUUCAUUAUUUUAUCGAGAAGUAGAUAGCAAAAGUGUAAAUUUAUUGGCACCGCAGUUGCCAAAUUAUAAUGCUUUUGCAUAAAAAAAAAAAGAAGAAAAUAAAAGAAAAUAAAAAAAAAAAAAUCAUAGAAAAGAAAUUGAGCGAAUGUAAAUCAUACAGGCCGCACUGUAAAUAGCAAUCAUUUUCUAUGAACGACACGAAAAAUGAACGCUUCUCGAUUCUAGGAUGCCAUAUUAUUAGUCGAUAUUUUAACAGUUCAGUGCAGUGAUGAACCUCUCUUUAUUAUUUUUCUGUUUUAUUUCAAUUACGUUUCGUAAGUUGUUAUUUUUUAAGAGAUCGUCGUCGUUUCAUUGUCUAUUAUAAUAAAAAUAAUAAUAAUAAUAAUAAUGAAAUAGAUUGAGUUUAUUGUUUUGGCGGUGUUGUAAGAAAUACAAUUUAAAAAAAAAGAAAAAAAAAGAAAAAAAAAGAAAAAAAAAGAAGAAAAAGAAAGCGAGGAAGAUAUCCAAUUAAAUGUAAGAAUUAUAAAUGUAACUUGAUCUCAACGCGAGAGAUCACGUUCCAAUGUCGUCAAUUUUUUGCUGUGAAAAAUUCUGUUCCUAUCAUAUAUUUGUACAUUCUUAUAAUUACGCUAAUGAGUGACUUCGUUUUGAGUGAUUCGCCCUCGUGAAGAAAAAAAAAAAAAGAAAAAUAACUUUCUGGCAGGCCCGUAAAGUUAGUUGUGAAAAUAUGAUUAUUUUUUUUUUCUAAUUAAUAAUUAAUGAAAAUUUCAAAACGCAGUUAUGAGGUAUUCAUAAUUUAUUUCCUUUUCUCUUGUACCUCAUUUCUAUGUUGAUAUUUUCAUUUUAUUUUUUAUUCAAUCUAUUGUUUUACGUUCUAAAUAGUUGAAAGUACUUUUUUCUCAUUUGAAGCAAUGAUUUUUUUUAUUUUAAAGCAUUUUUCUUGUGACAGAGAAAAAAAAAUUGCAGUAAAGAUUGAAAAUUUUUGAAAAUUAAAUUUAAAAAUAAAAAAAUCGGUAUCUAAGAAUUUUUUUUUUUUUUUGAAAACGAAAAAAAUUCAUACUAAACUUUUAAACAUUGUUUUAAACAAUUUUUGUACUUUUAUUUUAUCGAGGAAAAUUUUCAAAAAAAAAAAUUGUAACAAAAAAAUACAAAAAAUUCCAGACUGUCACAGGUGAAAUUUCUUUAAAUAAUGAUCAUGUAAUUAAAAUGUAAAAAAAAAAUCUCUUUAUCAAGGGAGUCGAAUCAACCAAAGUUAAGCCCAGUGUCAGUGAUUGCCAAUGCAAUUAAAUAUGUAAUAAGUUUUUUUUUUGUUUCUAUUAUUUUGUAAUGUGACUUUUUUUUCAAAGUAACAUUAUAUAACAAACUUUUGGCUGUUUACUGACAAAACUAUCUCUGAUUUUUUACUAUCUAAACAGGUUGCCACGAAAAUUGUUUUUUGUUAAUUUGAAAUUUAGAGAAGACGAAGAGAAGAUGUGAAAAAAAAGUAGAGCCAAAGAGUGAACUGAUAACGAUCAACUUAAAAAUAACCGUGUUGGUUAUUUUUUGUGACUUUAUAUAUAUUAUAUUAUAUAUAUAUAAAAAAAAAUGAACGAACCACUUUUGUUUUUUAUCCUUACGACUUUUUGCCCAAUUUUAAAUAUUUUUGAAAAAAAAAUUUGCAAAUAAUAAUUGGUAAUAAUUGUUUUUUUUUUUAAAGAGAUGUUGAACUGCGUUCCGAGCCAAAACUAAAAAAAAUAAAAUAAAAUAAAAACAAUCAGAACCUAAUGGUUGUUUGAAUUAUAAAACAAUAAAAUUAAGAUGUUAAAGUGUCUUUAAAAUACAAUAAUAAUAUUAUAAUGUAUUGUGUCGACGUUUCGAGUUUGAGUAUAAUAGAUUUAAAAUUAUUGUCCAAGGCGGGUAAUUAAUAUGAAAUGACACUAUCGAUAAAUUAUGACAAUUAAUCUAUUUAUAUAAUAAUAACUAACGAUCAAAUUUUUUUUAUUGAUUUAAAAAAAAAACGGAGAGGAAAAAAUUUGGGUAAUUUUUUAAAUAAUGUUAAACAUAAGUUUUAAUUGUAAUUUGUCAUAAUUUUAAAUGUGACUUGAAAUAAUAAUUUUAAAACAUCUUUUUUGAAAUAAUUCAAAGUAAUUUUAAAUGUAAUUGAGAGUAAUUUUAAAUUCAAAGUAAUUACAAAUAUAAUUCAGAGUAAUAAAUAUAAUUUGAAAUUUGAAAUUUGAAAUUAAUAAUUAAUAAGAAAAUGUUGAAAUUAUUAUUGGCGUCUUUAGAAAAAGAAUUUCUUGCCUCACACGCUUUUCUUGUCAAAAAAAACAAAAAAGAAAGAAAGAUUCUUGAGAUGUAAAGAAUCUUCAGUUCCAUUUUUGUAAAUUCAUUCGGGUGAUUAAUAAAGACUGAUCUCUUCUUAUUUUUUACAUUUUAAUUUCUUUUCGCUUUUCUUUUUGAUAAAUAAUGUAAGCCAUUAAUUAUUAUUAUUAUUAAACACAUUCGCAACGAAAAAAAAAAUCGACGUGUGUGUUUAAUAAAUAUUUUGAACACUGAUUCUGAUAAAUGAAAAUUUUUUUCGAAAAUCUAUUGUGUCGUUUUUAUUUUUUAAACAUGUAAUAUCGAAUUAAAAAAAAAACCUUCAAGAAGGUCUGUGAUAAGCUAAGUCUGCAAUUUAUAAAUUUCGAAUGUUGCGUUUGUAUAGAAAGAAAGAAAGAAAGAGAGAGAGAGAGAGAAAGAGAUAAAGCAAAAUGAUUCUUCUUUAAGUGGAAAAAAGAAGCAUUAAAGCAGUAUUAGCAAGGAAUAUUCUCGCCUUGUAAUUUUUAAAUUAUAUAGCUGUAUUUGCUAAAAAAAAGAAAAUGGAAAAAAAAGAAAAAGAAAACUCGAACCGAUUCGUUGAUUCUAUGCAUCAGUGAUUUAUAUAUGUAUAGCUUAUACAUAUAUAUAUAACAAUGUCACACAAGUUUCUUUAAAAAUUGUUACAUUCUUACGAAAAAAAAUAGCAUAAAGGACUUUGAUAAAAAUUUCAAUUAAUAAUAUUAAUAAUAAUAAUAAUAAUAUGUGAAGAGCAAGAUUGUAAUUGUAUUACUUGUACAUGUCGAGGGUAUGUAGCGAUCAUCAGUGAUAUAAUAUAUUUACGUGUAAAUAAACGAAGUUCAAGCGCAA
Leptopilina boulardi is the source of this 9889-nucleotide messenger RNA. RefSeq names its product sortilin-related receptor-like. Gene Ontology annotation, biological process: post-Golgi vesicle-mediated transport. The record is from RefSeq and is a predicted model, not a curated record. NCBI's taxonomy places the organism in Eukaryota, Metazoa, Arthropoda, Insecta, Hymenoptera, Figitidae. Gene Ontology annotation, molecular function: protein binding. The coding region runs from base 26 to 6529 and encodes 2167 amino acids. The transcript has 12 exons. Gene Ontology annotation, cellular component: membrane; Golgi apparatus.